AUGACGCUCGAAAGCUCUUCCUGGAUGUACUGCUUGUGGGUACUGGGUGACUUCGUCGGGAUAGUCUCUUCCUUCGUGUUGCGCCACAUGUACAAAUGCACAACGCAUCCAUUCUCAUUUCCUCUCAAACGAGACCUCCCCAAAAGUCAAUUAAGAUUUGUGGACAUCUCACGGUCAUCCUCUGGAAUGAAUAGUUCGGUAUCUGUCAGUGACCAAGGGAUCAUCAACGAUGAUAGAUGGUGUCAUUGAAUUCGAAGUGUAGAAACUGUGCACGAAAAGAGUUGUAUUCUGCCCACAUGAGAUGACGUAAGACCUCGAAAACAAACUCUGAAAAAUAAAAUUCGGAAGGUGUUCACGCUCAACUCUCAAUCCUCAACCGAUGAAGAAGAAAACACAGAGAAGGCGUGUGCAUUUGCCAACGAAGUCCCAAUUUUCCACUGGAUUGCCGUAUCCCUAACAACGAAUGACAUAAUCGUGAAAAGCUUGUCAGAGAAGCCCAGGCCUUGGGCCCAAAUAAGUACAAAUUGUACGUGGAAGUGUCAUGAUAAAUUAAUUUCCAGCUCCAGCCGCCAUCCAGCCGAGUUGGGGCGGAACUUUGGUGCGUGAACGAAACUCGUGAUUAUCGUCGUGAGUUCUUGAGUUUGACACGAUGGCCCAAAACGGGAACAACAAGGGACGUCAUCGUGAUCAGCAUUCCCUUGCGGAAAAUCCUCGAAACGAAGGUUGCUAUUCGUUGACAGUCCUCAAAUUAUUCUUCGUCAUCUUCAACAUUAUCUUUCUGGUUUCUAGUAUUAUCAUUGGAGGAACGGGGGUAUGGAACCAUUGGACCCAUUGGCAUAUCUUGAGUCUAAUGACAACAAUUACGUACUCCUUAAUCACUUGGCUUGUGAUUGCAACCGGCCUAUUGGGCAUAGUUGGUGCAACUAUAGGUUGCUUUGGAGCAAAACUUGAGCAACGAUGCUCCAUUGGAUUGUACGGGUUCAUUGUGGCAAUUAUGUUCAUGAUGGAAUUGAUCUUGUGCAUGCUUUCCUACUCGUAUCAUGAUCAAGUUGAGCUAGAUUUGCACCAAAACCUUGGUCCGAAUCUGAUUAGAACCUACUCCGUGGACAGAGACAUCACAGAAGCCGUGGAUUAUAUUCAACAAAAAUUGAAUUGUUGUGGUGGCGAUUAUUACGAGGAUUGGACCAAAAGUAAAUGGUACUUCACAGCCUCCAAGCGGAAUAAAGUUCCAGAUUCUUGUUGCAAAACUAUGUCGGAUGCCUGCGGAAUGAGUGAUCAUCCAUCUAACAUUCCUUACACGGGUUGUCGCCACCCAAUGGCCGCACAGAUUCAAAGUCAUCUAGUUCUUUUGGGUAUAACUGGAAUUGGUUGUGCACUUCUGCAAAUUUUGGGAUUCGUUUUCACUAUUUGUCUGUUUGAAAAAUUGGGACGGGUGGGAAAAAUGAAAAGUUGGCAAACCGAGUCGAAGAAAUUCAGCCCACAUUUUACAACUUCUCAUGUCGGGUAUCAUCCGGUAUUUUCCAACGGUUUGUCUAACAAAACUUAAUGGCUAUUUAAUCCCCUUGUUGCUGAAAAGUCAAUACAAGUGUCAGAUAAAUAUAAUUGCCUAGAAAAUUUGCCCAAGGUAACCCCGCCUUUCAAUUAUCGAACCAUUGCUAUUGUGUGACCUUGUUAAACAUUAUGAAUUGAUAACAAACAUGAUGCUAAGUUUAAUAAAGAAUGUAUUCGAAAUCAA
Messenger RNA from Tigriopus californicus, 1735 nucleotides. RefSeq names its product CD151 antigen-like. NCBI's taxonomy places the organism in Eukaryota, Metazoa, Arthropoda, Copepoda, Harpacticoida, Harpacticidae. The record is from RefSeq and is a predicted model, not a curated record. The transcript has 6 exons. Gene Ontology annotation, cellular component: membrane. Bases 650 to 1546 code for a protein of 298 amino acids.